AUGGAUCGAUCAAGGGACAACGAUGAAGAUGCGGAGUUGGACCUCAAUCUUCUGGCGAUCAACGAUGACGACGUGCGUCAGACCACGUACAAGCAGACUGGAAAUCGCAAGAGUGAAGCAAGCACCGGCAUGUCACGGUCAUCUCGCCAUCAAACUGGGUUGGAACAAGCAAGUGCGCCGGAACAUGUCUCCAACCGUCACCAGAAACGACGAUCAAAUGCUCCCGAAAAGAAGAAGAUGCGGACGUCUACAAUCAAAAUGACGACUAGAAGCCCCAAACAUUUUGGCGUGCAAGUGAAAAUGCAGUGGAAGCAACGGACCUGGCAGAACCUGCGACUUUCCAAGACGCAAUCAACGUUCCUGAUCAAGAUCACUGCAAAACUGCCAAGAGGCCAAGGCGCGAUUGGCGCCAAAUGGGUGUUCAAGAUCAAGCGCAAAGCGGAUGUAUCGAUCGAAAAAUACAAGGCGCGUCUCGUUGCCAAGGGCUUCAAGCAGAAGUACGGCAUCGACUACACAGAGACGUUCUCGCCCGUGGUGAAGUAUGUGACACUGUGUAUGGUAAUCGCAAUCACCAAGUAUUUCGACUGGCCACUGGACCAGCUCGAUGUGGUGACAGCUUUUCUCUACGGUGUGGCUUAG
Molecule: messenger RNA, 639 nt
Organism: Peronospora matthiolae
Lineage: Eukaryota; Oomycota; Peronosporomycetes; Peronosporales; Peronosporaceae
Source: the annotation of a GenBank genome assembly